AUGAACCUGGUGAUCGUCCUGCAGAGCGUGCGAUCAGAGCGCGAAGCCAACAAUCUGCCUCGCACGCAAGAUGCACCGCCGGUCUUGCCUACGCAGCUUGUCAAGCUGUUGCCGCAAAUGCUGCUUCGCAUGACGUACGACGAAGACGACAAGUUGCGCGCCGUCGAAAUUAAUCCAAAUCGCACGUGCUUAAUUCACCCCUCGCUGAAAGGCAUCUUCCAGACAAAUCAUCGCGGUGUUCUCGACACGUUGACACAGCGCAUGGCGCAAACAUAA
Molecule: messenger RNA, 276 nt
Organism: Hyaloperonospora brassicae
Lineage: Eukaryota; Oomycota; Peronosporomycetes; Peronosporales; Peronosporaceae
Source: the annotation of a GenBank genome assembly